Trichobilharzia szidati is the source of this 1042-nucleotide messenger RNA. The record is from the annotation of a GenBank genome assembly. Lineage: Eukaryota; Metazoa; Platyhelminthes; Trematoda; Strigeidida; Schistosomatidae.
CUUGUCGAGUUGGUAGAGGCACAACGUUGGCGGUCAGUGAAUACCAGUCAGGCGUGACGAGCAAUGGGUGCUUAUAAGUUUAUGCAAGAGCUGUAUCGACGUAAGCAGUCCGAUGUUAUGCGCUACAUUCAGCGCAUGAGGUGUUGGGAAUAUCGUCAAACCCAUGCUAUCGUCAGAGUAACACGGCCAUCGCGUCCUGAUAAGGCGAGAAGAGUUGGCUACAAAGCUAAACAAGGAUACGUUAUUUAUCGUAUCCGCAUUCGUCGAGGUGGCAGGAAACGUCAGGUUCCAAAGGGAGCAACUUACGGUAAACCAACUAAUCAUGGUGUUAAUCAACUAAAGAAUCAGCGUUCAAUCCAAGCAGUUGCUGAGGAACGUGUUGGUCGUAAAUGUGGUUCACUUCGAGUCCUUAAUUCCUAUUGGGUUGGCGAGGACAGUACAUUUAAGUUUUACGAAGUUAUCUGCAUAGAUCCAGCUCACAAAGCCAUCAGACGAGAUCCAAGCAUUCGAUGGAUAUGUAAAGCUCAUCAGAAACACAGAGAGAUGCGUGGCCUCACUUCAGCUGGCUACAAAUCCAGAGGACUUGGCAAAGGACACAAAUUCCAUAAGACAAUUGGUGGUUCUAGACGCGCAGCUUGGAAACGUCUCAAUACUGUUGAAAUGCGAAGAAAACGCUAAUUAUUUCACUUUGAUUAUAAAUAUACGGUACAUUCAUGGUUUUCAUUGAUUUACGUGGGGUUGAUAGUACGCGUGUGACCAUAUACUAGGCUGAAGAAAUCAGUGACUGGAAGAAGUACGUACAUUGUAUACAUGAUAUUUAAUGCUGUUUGAAGCUUUUUUCAUCAUUAUUAGAUAAUGUUAGAAAUGCAGACAUCUUGUCCACAGCUGGAACCGGUAUCUACACCUAGGUUUUGGUGAAGUGUCAACUGACUUUUUUAUACAAUUCUGACUUAAUCUAUAAACCAAGUCUUAUAGAAUACAGGGUAGACUUAUAAUGAGGCUGCAGAACUUACGUAUGGUUGAUAAUUAUUUGAUGUACCAC